Molecule: messenger RNA, 549 nt
Organism: Rotaria socialis
Lineage: Eukaryota; Metazoa; Rotifera; Eurotatoria; Philodinida; Philodinidae
Source: the annotation of a GenBank genome assembly
AUGGUUUUGGAAAAGAAAAAACAAAUUCGCGGCAUUCGAAUUCUAUUAACAAUUUUCUAUGGAUUUCUUUUAUCAAGUACAUUAUUUCGUUAUGUUAUUCAUGGUAUUGUUGAAACAGUUCGACGACCCACCGAUCCAUUUGCUAUUGCUUUGAUUGUUAUUGGUGGUAUAAUUCUUAUUUCAAUAUUUUUGGCUACUUAUGCAACAUGGUUCGACAAUGCAGCUAUAUUAAUGGUUUCAGGGAUCGUAUUUAUUCUCGUUUUUGGUUUAACAUUAGUCUUUGGUAUCUUACGCAUUGUUAAAACAGCACCGCAAAAUAUUGCAACGACAACAGCAGCUCCAAAAAUCUCGGUGCCUACAGAUGAUUCAAUUAAUGACGCUUCUACACAAAUAAACAAUGACAAUAACAGCAACACAUAUAUCUAUGCUUUAACUGAAGAUAUUACUAAACUGGUUAUCGAAUUGAUCUUUACACUCUUUGCUAUUCUUGGCACAUUUACUUUAAUGCGAUAUAUUAAAGCGAAAUAUGCUCCCGUGCCGACACGAUAA